UCCUUUUUUUUUUGUUUUUUUUUUUUUUUGCAGGGGGGUGUCUUGUUUUGUUUUCUUCUUUUAGAUUCCUGUGGAGACAAUUCCAUUCCAGCCUUGUUUCAAUAAGCAGAAUUUUUCAGAUCAGGCCCAAUUCCCUUGUGCUGUUCUGUAAGACAGUAUGGACAGUGUGCUCUGCUGCUCAUAGAAUCAUUAAGGUUGGAAAAGACCUUCAAGAUCAUCAACCAUUAACCAUGUUAAUGUCAAUCAUGUUGUAGUUUCUGCAGUGUUGAAUAUACUGUGCCAACAAGGAAUCUAAAAGUGGUGCUAAAUGGUUUGGAAGACCUUUUCCUAGAACUUGGUUGUUGAAGUUAUUGCUCCUCCUAAAUAGUAUGCAUAUGGGUGUACUAUCUUCCAGUCCAGCUGUCAACUCUUUUCCUGAUUUCUGUUGUUGUUGUUGUUUGUUUUUGAGGAGUGGAGCAGGGGGAAAGGGGGAAGUGGUUUUCUUAGCAUUCAUUCAACAGAGCAAUGUUCUUAUUAUCCUGGCUUCAUAAGGUCAUAAACAUUGAACAACAUUGGUGGCUUUUAAAGGGUCUGCAAACAUUGGGUACAUUAAUUAGUCAUGAACCUGAGUCAGUUGGCUAAUUUCUGCCAAUGUUGAUUUUACAAAAUCUUUGUAGCAUGGAAUAACUGAUUAAGAAUAAUUCUUAGCUGCCUAAUGUUUCUGGUACUUCAACAAGGAUGUUGGUGUUUCGUUUGUCAGUGAUGAUCAAGCUUGUCUUCCAGUUGGAUGCAUCUAUUUGUCCUGAGAAGUGUGACUGCUCUUCAAAAAAAGCAAUUUAUUGCUCUGGCCCCCACAUAAGAAACCUGGAAUUAUUAAAUCUGCCUUGCAACAUGACAGAAAUACACAUAACAAAUGCUAACAUAUCAUACUUGCAGGAUGUUUUUGCUAGGAUGACAGAGCUGCAGCAUCUCAUCCUGUCUUCAAACAACAUCUCUCUGGUUUCACCAACGGCUUUUAAAGGCUUGGGAAGGCUAAAAGUCCUCAAACUGCUAGAUAAUAAGCUGGUUGAACUUCCUUCAGAAGCAUUUGAUGACAUGGUGCAGCUUCAGCAAUUGAUCAUUGAAAGUAACAGGUUGAAAUCUAUUGAGGAAAAUCUGUUUGACAAGCUGGCUGGUUUGCAGGAGCUUUACUUGAACAAAAACCAACUAACAGCACUUCCCAGUGGCAUGAUGAAGAAACUCACCAAACUCAGAGUACUGAACUUGUCAAGAAAUUACUUAGCAGCACUGCCUAGAAAUAUAUUUAGUGCAUUAGCCAGGCUUGAGAGGCUGAUGCUGUAUAUUAAUAGGCUGUCUUCAAUAGAGUCUGGUAUGUUUGAUAGCCUGAAGGAGCUGCAGGAGCUUUUCCUGCAUUCCAAUAAUAUCCAUUCCAUUGCUUCUGAUGCAUUUCACUGUCUUCGUAAACUAAGAACCCUGACACUCUCCAGAAACAGGCUUCAGGUUUUGCCUUCUGGCCUUUUUUUGCACUUACAUGACCUGUCUAAACUGACCUUGUACAGGAACCCACUGAAGACUCUUCCAGAAAUACUGUUUGGAGAGAUGAGGCAUCUUGGUAGCCUUUGGCUGUACCACACAAAGCUCUCAACAAUACCAGAUUUUGUGUUCAGUAACUUGACAAAUUUAGAGCUUCUUGUGCUGAGUUUUAACCCAGAGCUUACUGUUCUUCCUAGGAAUGUAUUCAGUGGCCUGAAUGAGCUGCGGGGCCUUUCUCUCCAUACAAGUAAUAUUUCCAGUUUGCCAGAGGGAAUCUUUCUGAGCCUUCAGAAACUGCAGAACAUUUCCCUCUUUGAUACAAGGCUUGAGGUUCUUCCUAGAAACCUCUUUCAUAAUCUCAAGCACCUCCAGAAAGUUUACCUGAAUAGUACUAACCUACAGUCUCUCCCUGCAGACUUCUUUACUGCUUUACCUGAGCUGGAAGAAGUUGUCCUUGAUGACAACCCUUGGAAAUGCGAUUGCCAAAUUCUUGGCUUUCGAGAAUGGCUCCAAAAGAGCACAGCAAUAGUUAAAAACGUGCCAUCUCUGAUGUGCCACAGCCCAAUGGCACUGCAGAAUAUUUCUCUUGUGUCUCUAAGCAUCGAUGACCCAGAGUGCCUGCCAACCACAGCUAUGACCUAUCAGACAUUCAGCUCAACUUAUUCCCAGACUUUGACAUCUCCUGUGGCGUAUCACUUCACAUCAUCUCGGGAGACUGCUGUAACAGUGCUGUCUGACAUGGAAAUCACCAGCACACCCACAUCAAUUCUUCCUGCAAUUCCAGGUUUUACCUACUCCCAUGUUGAAGAUGUUGGACAACCUGGGUUACAUUUCUCAGAUGUUUCAGUCCAAACUUCUCCCAGCAUCAUAGCACGAACCAACAGUGUCAGAGGGACAGAUUUAACUACUCUUGUCUGGUGGGAUGAAUUUCCAGCCCACAGCAGUGCUAAACCCUAUUUUAAUACCAGAGUUACUUAUUGCCAGCUAUUCUUGUGUGUUCACAGUUUGAUUUUAACACUCCAGACUGUAGUCAUUGUACUCAGUCUGUAUGUGAUGGGUAACACCAGGCAACUCUUGCACUCCAGAAAUAUUUCUGCUCAGCCUGUAGUUCUGAUAAGAAUAUUAAGAAGAUAGAGAAAUCUAGCCCAAGAAAGAACUGGAAGUGUUGCUUUGGAUGCUUUUUUGAACAUUUGAGCAGUUAAUACUCGAUUCAGAUCUGGAUUACAGCUCUUCAUAGCAAAGACCAUAAGGACCUUGUC
Vidua macroura (Pin-tailed whydah) is the source of this 2771-nucleotide messenger RNA. RefSeq names its product platelet glycoprotein V-like. Gene Ontology annotation, cellular component: extracellular matrix. Bases 718 to 2646 code for a protein of 642 amino acids. Lineage: Eukaryota; Metazoa; Chordata; Aves; Passeriformes; Viduidae. The record is from RefSeq and is a predicted model, not a curated record. The transcript is spliced from 2 exons. Gene Ontology annotation, molecular function: protein binding.